Galleria mellonella (greater wax moth) is the source of this 5515-nucleotide messenger RNA. RefSeq names its product sperm flagellar protein 2-like. The coding region runs from base 48 to 5405 and encodes 1785 amino acids. The record is from RefSeq and is a predicted model, not a curated record. The transcript has 2 exons. Lineage: Eukaryota; Metazoa; Arthropoda; Insecta; Lepidoptera; Pyralidae.
UAUAACUACUACUAGUGAUCUACUACUAUAAAUUAAAAGUAUAAAUUAUGGCCGAAAUAUUAAAAGAGUGGCUAACCGAAAGGUUACAAAGGCCAAUUAAAUGGGAAGCUGAAGAAUUCGGCGAUAUGAUGAAAAAUGGGAAUAUUAUAGCUAACAUUCUACUAAGUUACAAUAUUAUUAAUGAUGAAAAGUAUUAUUUAAUAAGAUCCGGUUAUGCACUUGAAGAUCUCAAAAAUAAUUGGAAAUAUUUGACGGCAUGGCUAAAGGAUUUACGAGUCCAUUUGAAUGAAAUAGAUUUGAGUAAUAUUAUGGAAGGUAGAGGGUCAACCUUACUUCGUUUAUUUUACCAAUUAUUUCUUCAUUUAGAUAAAAAAGAUCGUAUAGAUUUCAUUAAAAGCGAGAUAAAAAUGGUCUCCAAUUUAAUUGAAAAGAUGGGCAAUAGAUUCAAAGUUAAUAGAGUAGAAGAAGACAAAGAAUACUUUGUUGACGAUCUUUCUAAACCACUACUAGACGAAAAACAAUUUAUUGAGUGGCAAAGAAAAAAAACAGAACAAGUUAAAGAGUUAUAUGAUUUCAUGAGACAUAAAUAUUCUAAAAUAUUAAAUAAAAUUGAAGAAUCAAAAACACCACUGCAACGUUUACCUCAAAAGACCCAAAAUAUAACAAAUAAAGAAAAAAUUGAAAUGGAAAAGUUUGCAUUGAAAUAUCCCUGUAAAUUUGAAAAUUAUACAUAUGAACAAUUACUUGCUUUGGAUGAAAAAGCGGUUGAAAGAAAAAAGUCACUUAUCGAUUCAGAAUGGGCAAAAAAUUAUAUGGAUAAUCUUUAUACUAGGAUGUACAAAAGAUCUGAUUCUGAGGAGUUUCAGAAACAAAUAUGUAACGUUAUUAGUGGAUCUCUGUGGGAUUUUUCAGUUGCUGAAGAGGAAACGAAGUUUGACAUUGAAUUAGCCAAAAAAGUUAUGAAACUUUCUCAGUUUGAGAAACAAAUGUGUACUCAAAUUAUGGAAACUAAACAGCAAGCACGAAACCUUGUUCAGAAUAGAAUAAGAGCAGAAAGGGAGUUUGCAGAUCAAAGAGAACAACAAUUCAACCAAUACCUUGAUAAUGUUAAAGAACAAAUUCAUUUGGAAGUCGUUGAAAUAGACUUUGAAAAACAAAGACAAAACAUGCUUCAUAAAAAAUUAUAUGCUGAAAAAAUUAAGAGAAAACGACAACGAUAUUAUGAAAUAUGUUACGAGACUCUGUUAUCAAUUAUUGAUUAUGGAAUUAAAUAUGCAUAUUUUAAAAAAUUAAUAGGAGGUGAUAUUCCUGAUCGUUUCAUUCAUGAAUGGAAAACAUUGUAUUAUAAACAACAACCUAUAUUUGAUAUAUUAGAUCCAAUGGAGAACAUUUUAAAAGAGCAAGGAAUAGAAGAAGAAUCUUCGAUUCAAGAGGAAGAAGUAAUAAGACUAGAAUUGAAUCGACAGGAUGCUUUAAAUGAAAAUGAAUUUAAAGAAUACCACAAUUAUUCGUAUCCGUGGGCAUUGGAUUUAUUAAUACCUAACUAUGAUCCUGAGGCAGAAGAACGAAAAUAUGAAUAUCUCGGUACAAAAAUAUUAGGUCACGUUGUUUAUACGUUAUUAGAUAUUAAGUAUCCAUAUCCACCUCCAAGACCGCCAGCUAAUUUGCCACACUUUUCUGUAAAGGCGCUAUUAUGUGGUCUCCCAGAUAGAUCGAUAACAAUUGCUAUGCAAACAUUACUUAAUCUACGACGAAUCCAUAUUGUUCGAGUAGAGUCUGCUAUUAAUUUUUGUUUAAAGAAGUUUAAGACUGAAAUGAUUGGAUGUACUGAUAUUGAAUUGUCUUUUGAUAAAUUUAUUCUUGCAGCUCAAGAAGAAGAAAAUAAAGAACUUCUUCAAAUGAUGAAAGUGGAUGAUGAAGUUAUUAAUAAAACUGGCGAUGUAAAUAUUAAUAUAGUUUCAGGUACUUUACCUUUAAAUACAAAACAAACGCAAACACCUAAAACAAUACCAGAAAAAGAGAUCGUUUUGUCCGCUGCCGCAGAUCUAGGCAAAUAUACUUAUGAAAUAUUAAAUUUUGGUGAAUCUUUAACAGAUCAUUUAUUAGCAGCUAUGAUAGUCGAAUAUAUAAAAGAUCAAGGAAAUAUUACUGGUUUUGUUCUUGUAAAUUAUCCAAAGACUUAUCGGCAGGCACAAAUAUUGGAAGAGACUUUUUCUGGUCGUGCUCCUCCUGAUGUAGGUGAAUUAAAUGACCGAGAUGAUAUUUAUUUAGAAGAGAGCAUUAUAAAACACCGUACAAAAGAGAUAGAUCCUUAUAAGGCAGUUAGAGUUUCUAAACUUGUAAGUGAUCCUCAUAAAAGGAAAAACGAUAUACCUUUUGACAGUUAUUUUACUUGCUACAUCAAACUUAAGGAAACAGAAGACAUUCUUCAAGAGUUUGUUAUAUGGAAUUUGACGGAAGAAAAUUCAGAACUGAUAGAUAGAUUUUAUGCUGCAUUGGGAAUUAACUAUAGUAUGUACUAUGAAGUUAUAGAAAAAGUAUUGUUAGCACAAAUAUGCAAAUACAUUAUUGGCGAUUAUACUAUGCCUUUAAAGUCUUGUGACGAAAUAUUUGGUGAAAAUGUCUUAAGUAGUCUUGAUUUUCCAUCCUCAGAUGAUAAAAGAACAAAAUCUAAAAUUGUUAAACCUGAGGUAUCAAAUAGAAAAUCUAAAGAAAAGAUACGACAAGUGUCUAAAAUCAGUAAGAUUUCGCUAAAUAAUGAACUGGAAGUUGUAAAAGCACCAAAUUCAAAUGAAGAAAGGCCAGAGACUAUCAACGUUUUUUUGGAGAAUGUAUCAGAUGAUAAUCAAAGUAGAUCAAUGACAAGUGUGAAAGAAAUAAAGAUUUUAGCUGGUGAAGAAGAUUGGAAUUAUGGCGAUUUACCUAUUCCUGAGAUUAUUGGUAUAGCGUUGGCAACUUGUUGGGAGGAAAUUGAAAAAACUUAUAUUUGUGAUAUGCAGCAAUUGUUUUUGGCUAAACGUUUGCAAAUGAAUUGUUUGAUACCAUAUACUAGAUUUAUUAAAGAUAAAAUGGAGCAAAUACUGACUUUACCUUCUCUUAAGCAAGAUCUAGUAAGUUGUUUUCAGAAAGAUUAUAAUGAAUUUGAGUAUGACUGGCGUGAAAUUAAUUUAGCUAAAAAUGAAUGGCAUUGUCGUGUUAAAGAAUUACAAAACAAGCUAUAUCACAUUUGCGAUGAAGGAAAAUUACAUGCUCAACAGCAAAGAUAUGCGCUUAUUUGUGAAAAUUGGGCUAUGGAAGAAUUAACGAGUAUGGCCAAUACGUAUAUAUCGUGUAUGCAGACAGAAUUAAAUCGGUCUAUUUUAACAUUUCAAGCAUUACAUGAUUUUUAUUUUGCAAUGAUAAAACGUAUGCCUCCAAAUGACAGACUUUCAUCUAAAGAUUUAACAAAAAUAUUAAAGGAAUCAGAAGAAACAUCUGGAAGCAGGAAGGGAGGAGAAGAUAAAGUAUACCGACAAUUAAAAGCAGCAUUUCAGGAACUGCAAUUAAAAAAUAUUAAGAUUGAUUACAGUAACAAUCCUUUUAAUUUAAUAAUAGAGAACAACGUUAAGUUUGCUUUGAAAGUUAUUAAAGACACAAAUGAUUCUUAUCGAUCACUGAUAAGUAGAGAGUAUAGUGAAAUUGCAAAAAUUACACCACCUGUAAAAAGGAAAGACGAUAAUAAUACAUCAGAAGAGACAAUCAAGUUUGAAGAAAUUUUUAUACAAAAGGCAUUAAAAUGUAUGGAAGAAUGGACAAUGGCUAUAAAUGGCGAGAUGUUUCGUGCUAGUUUACGUAUGUUUGCACUUCAAUAUAAAUGCUAUCAGGAUAUGAAGUUAUUUAAUGAUAAUAUUUAUAAUACAUUUACAGAAGUACAAAAUGAUAUUAAUACACAUUACAUGAAUGAGAUCAAGGCAGUUGAUCGGCUAUGCAAAUAUUUGCAAAUGGCCGUAGAAGGAGGGCGAAAAAUAACAGAAACUCUUAUUCUUGAACAUGAUGGAUUUAUUAUUGAUCCGAACCUUUUACAAUUUUCAACAUCUGAACUCUCUACUGAUAAAGGAGAAACCGUCGAGGUAGUUAAAGACCUAGAUUUUAAAGUUGGUCAGUUAGCUAGAUUACGUACACAAUUUAAAAUUGUUGCACCUACUGGCAUCAUACUGCAACAAGCUUUUAUAUAUUUAUUACAAGACUUUUUCUUCUUUGGUAAAGAAUCAUGUGAAGGUCCUUUAUUUCCAGAAGCAUGGAAUCGUUUAGAUCCUGAACAAGUUCCUAAAUUGGUCUAUCUUUUAUUUGGCGACACUUGUUACAUAGAUUGGAGGGACUUUCUUAUUUAUUGCUUAAAUAUAAGGUUUCCUACCUUAGAGGAAUUAUUGGAGAUGCGUAAAAAUUUUCGAUGUACUGAUAUUGAUUCCACUGAGCUCAUAUCUAGAAAUAACUUUCUGCUUGAAGAGCUUUGGUUCGAAGAAGAUUUUGAUCUGGAUAAUAAAUAUAGUCAGUUAAGAAAAAACUUAACUAAGCAUUUCUUAUUUGAAUUAUUUGAAACAUCUCAAGAUAAAAUGAAUUAUUCUGCAUUUCUUCUAGCUUUCUGUAAAAGCGUUAAUCCAAUUGAGGGAUUCACCUCAGCUUUAUCUAUGGCGGUUGGUAAAAAGAUAUGCUUUAAUUUUGAUGAAUGCCAAGAAGUUGUAUGCAAUUUGAUUAAAUUAAAACAAUAUGAAGAUAAAUGUUUAGCAUGUGUUCGUAAGUGCGCAUGCGAAUAUUUGGAUAAACUAAUAACGGAUGUAGUUAAUACUUGUGAGGGUAUAACUAUUAUAGAAUUAGAAUAUACAGAACCAUUUCCCAUUACUGAUGAAAAGAGUAAAAAAGAAAAGAGCAUAACAUCAAAGGUUAAAAAAAUAGAGAGUAGUCAGAGUGCACGUUUGCCAAAGAUGCAGAAAAGUACUAUCUCUAGUAAAAGUAAAAUUGCACAGUCUGCUAUAGAUGUUAAGACUACAUUCAUUUGUAAACCCUCUGAAGAGGAAACUGAUACAGUUAAUGAUAAGCUUCCAGAGAAAGAAGAAGUGGAGGAAGAGCAUAAAAGUGAAGUGAUGCAAGAAAAUCCAGACAUAAUAUACGCUGUUAGUCAAAAGGUUAUAUGGAACGUAUUACAAAUUUGCCUACCUUGGCAUUUUGUAUUACUUCCUGAAGAAAAGACUACUCCUUAUGUACAACAGGUAAAAGAUAUUAUGAAGCGUUUAGAAGGAGACACCGACAAUGGAGAAAUUUACGUUUGCAAAUUUGUAACUGAUUCAAACGUGUGCAAGCUUUUGCACAAGAUGAAAAAGUUUACAGCCAUUAACUUGGCCGUAGAAGUUCGUAAGGUCUUUAUAUGAAUAUCUCAUUUAUUUCUGAUAUUUCUUCUUCACUAUCUUAUUAUUUGUACUGUAAUAUUAUAUUAUUAACAAAAUUUAAUUUGUUACUGUAGGAAAGAUUCAAAGGUUCU